Messenger RNA from Mauremys reevesii (Reeves's turtle), 2289 nucleotides. It is a transcript of the gene GRINA, whose product is annotated as glutamate ionotropic receptor NMDA type subunit associated protein 1. The transcript has 7 exons. The coding region runs from base 175 to 1233 and encodes 352 amino acids. The record is from RefSeq and is a predicted model, not a curated record. Gene Ontology annotation, cellular component: membrane; Golgi apparatus; endoplasmic reticulum. Gene Ontology annotation, biological process: negative regulation of apoptotic signaling pathway. NCBI's taxonomy places the organism in Eukaryota, Metazoa, Chordata, Testudines, Geoemydidae.
UUCUGAACCUCGCACGCAGCACAGGCCGCCCUGAGGGGAGCCUAGGAGCAUCGUCUGGUCUGGUCGACCAAGAGCCCAGCCGAGCUGCAGUGACCCCAUGGUUCCAGCCCUGGCUGGCUGUCUGACCACCUUGGUCAGACACUAGCACUGAAGCGGCAGUGAGCACCUGGGAACAUGUCCCACGAGAAGAGCUUCCUGGUGUCGGGCGAUGGCUUCCCCACUCCAAGCCCUGCCUUCCCUGGGCAGCAGCCUCCUGCCCCGCCAGCCUACGCACAGCCCCCCUACCCGGCAGCACCCUAUCCACAGCCCCAGUUCCAGCCAGGACCUUACAACCAGCCGGGCUUUCCGCAGGGCCCGUACCCUCAAGGGCCUGGGCCAUACCCACCAGCCCCAUAUGCUCAGGGGCCAUAUCCACCGGCAGGCGUGUAUCCUCAGGGGCCGUAUAUGCAGCCGCCAUACGCCCAGCCACAGCCCAUAGUCUCAGAGGACCAAGGCUCUCCGCUGCACAGUAACUACCAUGAGGACGGGCCGCCCUCGUACUACGACAACCAGGACUUCCCCAUCACCCACUGGGACGACAAGAGCAUCCGCCAGGCCUUCAUCCGCAAGGUGUUCCUGGUGCUGACCGUCCAGCUGAGCGUGACCUUGGCCUUCGUGGCCAUCUUCACCUUUGUGAAGGGCAUGAAGGGCUUUGUGAGGCGCAACGUCUGGAUGUACUACGUCUCCUACGCCGUCUUCUUCAUCUCGCUGAUCGUGCUGAGCUGCUGUGGGGAGUUCCGCCGCAAGUACCCCUGGAACCUGGUCGCCCUGUCCAUCCUCACUGUCAGCCUCUCCUACAUGGUGGGGAUGAUCGCCAGCUUCUAUGAAACGGACGCCGUCAUCAUGGCCGUGGGCAUCACGGCCAUCGUCUGCUUCACCGUUGUCCUCUUCUCCCUGCAGACCAAGUAUGACUUCACCUCCUGCCGGGGCGUGCUGAUCGUCUGCCUGGUGGUGCUGAUCCUCUUCUCCAUCCUGUGUAUCUUCAUCCGGAACCGCAUCAUGGACAUCGUCUACGCCUCGCUGGGAGCCCUGCUCUUCACCUGUUUCCUAGCGGUGGACACUCAGAUGCUCCUGGGGAACAAGCAGCUGGCCCUGAGCCCGGAGGAGUACGUCUUCGCCGCCCUCAACCUCUACACGGAUAUUAUCCAGAUCUUCCUCUACAUCCUGGCCAUCAUCGGCCGGGCCAAGGACUAGCACGCGCACGUCCGCUGCUGUGGAGAGUAGGGUAACCUCCUGCCCCUGUGCCAGCCUCAGCUCACUGUGUCCCCGCCCCUGCCCCCAGCCGUGCUCCCCCAUAGCCGUUUGGUGUGGUGUUGGUUCUCGUGUUCUAGUUAGUUUGACCCAUGGUCCCCUCACCAGCUCUUCGGGAAGGACAGUGGAGCUGCAGUGGGCUCAUGGUUUUGGAAGGACCUGCCCUGGGCCAUCCUGGGGUGAGGGACACUCUCCAUCCUUCGGCUGCCUGUGCUGCGUGGGGCCGAGCGCACAGGGGGCAGGGCGGGGGGGUGUAAAUCGCUUUGCUCUGCACCAUGUCAGGAGCUGCUGUCUUGCUUCAGGGAAUGUCGCUGCCUGGUUGUGUCCCAAGCAUGCUGCUCCCGCCCUCUGGCAGCCCCCAUCCUCCACCACGGACGUGCCCAGCUCCCUGGCAGCCAGGGGCAGCUCUUUGGCCGCCACUGCUCCUCUCAGCUGUCACUAGCCAGCUGUGUCCCCAGCCUCCCAGUGGUGAAUGGAUUGAGCCCCCCCGCCCUGCCCCCAGGGAGCUCUCUGGCCCCAGGCGCUGCACUCUAGGGGCAGUGCUGCCUCACGCAGGCAGAUCAGGCCUUUAGUGAGCUGACCCCAGAGAGCUUCAAAGGCAGGCUCCAUUAGCACCUGGCCCUGGAGAUCUGGCAUGCUGGGCGGUGCCUCCGAAGCGCAGCCCCCACCGGGCCUGGCAGCACCUGCCUGCAUUCCCUGCAGUUGGUCAUGAAGAUGUUGGAGACCCUGAACCGGUGGUGGUGGCUGCUCCCUGGUGUGCAGCCCCCUUGAGACUGCUUCCCGAGGCGCUAUGCGUGGCUGGCCCGGGGCUGAGCGCAGGGAUCUGCCCAGUUCCCCUCCCACGAGCACCUGGUGGGGGCUGCGUCACAGCCCUGCCUUCCCUUUCCGUGCAGCCCAGCUCCCUCCUGCUCCGGGCGCCGGAGGGCUGGGUCCUGGGGGCCCUGUUGUUCUGUAUGUGACUGGCUGCUGCUGUUAAUAAAGCUCUGUUUAGAUGUGAGA